Molecule: messenger RNA, 1475 nt
Organism: Prorocentrum cordatum
Lineage: Eukaryota; Dinophyceae; Prorocentrales; Prorocentraceae
Source: the annotation of a GenBank genome assembly
CAUUCUGCUGCGCUCCGCACGGAAAACGUCCAAGGCCCUUGCAUCCUUACCGCGCAUCCUUACUAUCCUGGUCGAAUGUAUGGCCGUACCCAUUUUGUCUCAAGUCACAGGGGUUCGAGGGCUGCCGUCCCAACUGCUGCCUGCGCGCCGCGCCCGUGGAGCUAUGCAGCCCAGGUUAGAUGGCACACCCUGUGUUCGACGGCGCUGCGCCCGGUCGGUUCCGCGUUUUGUCGUCGGCCGCUGAAAAGCGCAGCAUCGGCGAGCUUGCGAAGGUUUGAGGCGGGCCUGCCCCUCUACAGGAGGAGUAUUCGAAAGCAGUAGUAAAAAAACAGUCUGGGGACGAUGCUUUGAGCAGUUGUUGGCCAUUUGGGGGCAUCGUGGGGGUAUUUUGAAUCUCUCGCCCAAGACCACCCUGUAAGGGCACGUGCCCGACCCUAGCGAAGGCCCGCGUGGAGUGGAGCUCGCCGUGCCCGCCGCGCCCCAUUCAGAGCCUUCCUGAGGCGGCCGGUGCUCGAGGGGCUCGAGGGGCUCUCCGCGACGCCGGCCGCCCGUGCAGGAGGGCACGUCGCCGCGGGGUGCGGCGGCCGAGGAGCUGCCGCGGGCCGGCCGCAUCUCGGGCUGCCCGCCCGGCCCGUCGGCGCCGUGCCCGCCGGGCGCAGCUACGACGCGGGCCCUUGCGACCAGCGCAGCCGGCGGCUUCGCCACGGUCACACUGCGUCACGUGAAAGAAAGAGGCCGUCACUCAGGAGAGUUUCGUUCUCGAGCUUGAGAGGGCGGGCUUCGCACUCGAGUGCGACCUCGUGCACCUCCGCUCGGACUUGCGGAGCCGGUUCAACGCUGACCGCGGCAUGGCUUUCGUCAUCUUCUUGACCUCUCAGGUCGCUGGCGCGUUCUCCGAGGCGUUCCAAGGCACCUGCGAGGUGGGCGGGCAUGCGCUGGAGGCUGGCUGUCUCGAGGUGCUCCUGGCGAAGAUCCAGGGCUUCGCGCUCAACGCGGCCCAACGCUACCCGCCCUCCAGCGCCGCUCGCCGUGGCUUCCGGAGGGCCCGCCUGGUCUUCUUGCCCAAGAUUUCAGACGCGCACGCGCUAUUCCGGAGUCUCACGCGCAAGCGCCCGCUGCAGCCCAAAGCUCUCGCCGACCGAGGCAGGCCGAGGUCGAUAGGAGUAUAGGGGCCUGGGCGCGCACCGGGAGGGCCUAGGACUGGGGUAAAUCUUCCCAGCGUGUUCCGAAACGCUCUCAGAGCGUUCCCGAGCGCUCUGGAACGGCCGCUCAUGUGACCAGGUCAUGGCUUCUUCUUAGCGCACGCCCUGGCGGCGCUCUCUUCGCCACUCUCGGAAGCGUUGGCUGUGUCCAUGCUUGCCCAGCGUGGCCUCGAGGCUGCCACCGGUGCCGUGAGCGUGCACAUUACAGGAACGCUGCUUACGCCUCGCCAGUGGGGAUUAGGGCGGGUUAAACGAUGCCCAAUUGUUUUUGGC